Molecule: messenger RNA, 2161 nt
Organism: Malania oleifera
Lineage: Eukaryota; Viridiplantae; Streptophyta; Magnoliopsida; Santalales; Ximeniaceae
Product: F-box protein SKIP31
Exons: 10
Coding region: 233-1240 (335 amino acids)
Molecular function (GO): protein binding
Source: RefSeq, a predicted model, not a curated record
GAAGAUAUUUUUCUCAUGGGGAGAAUCAAUUGUCGGGCCCAAGAUGCGUAAUUGGGCCAGAUCGGCCUGGCCCGGCCCGAGAGAACCAGGCUCACGUGACCGUCCAUCUCACCGCAUCAGCUUAUCCCGGGGCGUUUGUUUCGUUAGGGUUUUGGUGGCUCUCUCAAUCUUUCCGGCGAGCUAACCUACCGGCGUUGUCUGUCGCCGGCGAUCGUUUGAAUUGAAGGAGAUCAUGACGCUUUCAGACGAUGAAGACGAGAUCCUCGCCCAGUUCUUAGAAUCAGAGGUCCUUUCCGAGGCCUCUGAUCACCAAGACGACGACGGCGGCGGUGGUGGCGGCGACGACCGCGAGCAGGGAGAGGCGAAAUUGGAUCCCCCGCAGGCAAAGAGACCUCGCGUGACUGAUAACCAAGACUAUUCCGAUGGCUCGUCAUCUUCACUGGCUUUCACUGGCUUAAACAGCAAAAGCAUCCCAAAGAGGAUAGAGUCUGGGAUUUUCAGCAAGAUUCCUGCUGAUCUCUUCCAUAAUAUCCUCAAAUUUCUCUCCUCCGAGGAUCUUAUUGCGUGCUCGCUGGUCUGUAGAUUCCUGAAUUAUGCAGCAUCAGACGAAGCGCUAUGGCGUCGCCUGUAUUGUAUGCGGUGGGGCCUGCUGCCGCUGACAAAAAAAUUACGUGAAGUUGCUUGGAAAAAGCUCUACAUUGAGCGUGAUGAAGAGGACAUGAUUGAGUUCGUUAGGAAUUGCCCACUUGAGUUCAAAGAGUAUUACAUCCAAAUGCAAGCAGCAAAGAGAAGCCAAGCACCCCUUCCUUCACAGGUGAAUGAUGAUAAGAUAAUUCUUGACAAGACAGUUGCUGAUCAAGUGUCAAUUUGGAAAAAGAGCAAAGGCUUAACUGACAAGGUGGUGGUUGAUCACGCAUGUUCGGGAGAAACAUGUUCAUACUACCAAAUUGGAGAUGUAUUUGUCUGUGAAAAGACUGGACAAGUUCACGUCUGUGACGAUACAUGCAGAGAAGUUAUUUUAGAUCCUACAAAUGAACUUUUGGUCUGCACAAUUUCUGGGCAUUGUUUUGAUAGAUUGCUGUCACCAGCUGAAAUGGAACCAGAUGCUGAACAACAACAAAUUGGCGCAACAGAUGAAGCAGAACCAUUCAUGGGAUCUGGCCGUUUUGCUCGUGCUUAUUUGUUGGGAUAUAAUUGUGCUGAUGAGAAGGAGCUAGAAGCUGCUUUGAGGUUUUGUUGAACCAAUUCAUAGUCACCCAUGAGGAAACUACAGGAAUCGUGCUUACCAGGAACAUGGAUAGUUAUGUUGUAUGCCUUCAGGCUUGUUUUAUGGUCGUAUGGACUGAACUAGUUGUUCAGUUUUGGUCGCUUUGUAAUAUGGAUGUAUGGAAACCUUUAUUUAUGGACGAACUUAGAACUUUGGUAAUGUAUGUAUGGAGAAUGGUUCUUUACUUUCGCUGCAUCUAUGUUUAAUGAUGAUGGUAUCAGGAACACAGACGUCACUAAAGUGGCACCUCAGGCCCACGAGGGGUUCAAGGCGUUACACAUGCAGACGCACUUGCAGAUGGUUACUUUGACUGUGUAUGGGUUGAUCCCCCAGGACAUAAGUCCAGCUUUUGGGCCGCACAACCCAUACCAUUGGGGAAGUAAAUGGUGUGCUGGUCUCAGGGAGUGUCUUUUACACAUAUAUGCUAAUUUAUGUAAAUGGUAUUUCUAAUUAUUGAACUUGUUUAUACAGUGUAAAUGAAAAGGGUAUUUUCCACUGUGUAGAGUGAGGAUAAUGUAUAAUUGCUAUUUCGAUUAAAUGGAGAAUGGAAUGUAUUUUGUAUUUACUAAAACUCAUGCUGGCCACACACUGAUAUUAAUUUAAUCUAUCUUACUGAGAAAUGUCUCACCCCAAUAUAGAAAUCAUCUUUUCAAGACCAUCUUGAGAUCGAGCUUAGCAAGCUCCGGGGCAGGGUGAUAGCUAGUUUCUGUUUGCGAGUGUCUGUAAGAAUUCGAAUGUAUAUAUGUUAUGUUUGAAGUCCCCGAAUAUGUAUUAUGGUCGUAUGGACUAAGUUAGUUUUCUUUGUUUUGGUUGGGAUGUAAUAUGGAUAUUGGGAGACUUCUAUGUAUGUUAGCAGUUUAGAACUCUGGUAAUGUAUUUGGAGGAUGUAUAAUU